This is a messenger RNA of Dromaius novaehollandiae (emu), 4871 nucleotides long. It is a transcript of the gene RD3, whose product is annotated as RD3 regulator of GUCY2D. The coding region runs from base 350 to 973 and encodes 207 amino acids. The record is from RefSeq and is a predicted model, not a curated record. Lineage: Eukaryota; Metazoa; Chordata; Aves; Casuariiformes; Dromaiidae. The transcript is spliced from 4 exons. Gene Ontology annotation, biological process: retina development in camera-type eye.
UCACGGCACAGCCAGGGCUGCAAAUACACUCCGAGGAGGGCUUCGAAAUCAGAGGGGGCAGCGGCGGCGCUACCCAGGCGGCCCCAGCUCCCCGCCCGCCCCAGCGGCGCUCGCCGCCGCCGCCCGGCCGCAGCGGUUUGGCGCGGUCGCCGUGGCAACGGCGGCGGGGAGCGCGGAGCGCCUCAGCCCGCCUGGAGCCGCCGGCGCAGGGCGGCGAGCGGCGGCUCCGCUCAACUUCGGCGGAGCGGCGGCGAGAGGCAGCGCCGCCCGGCCGCUCCCUCGGCGGCGGGACGGGAGCGGGAGGCCGCGCACCUCCUGCAGCAAGAUAUGCUCUGGCUGCCCUUCUGUUAUGCUACCUAAAAGAAGAACGCAGGGCACUAUGUCACUGGCAUCCUGGUUCAGGUGGAACGAGCCCCCAACCCGGAUUUCCCAAAGGAACCCCACAGAGAUGGUGGCUGAGACGCUAAUGAUGGAGCUGAGUUGGCAAAUCAAGCAGGCAGAGAAGCAGCAGCGAGAGCGGGAGAAUGAGUAUCGCAAGAUCAAGACUGGGGUGGACUACGGCUGGCUGGUCAGCUAUCCAAAGCAGAGCUAUGAUAUCAGCCCAGGAGAACGGCUGCAGCUGGAGGAUAUGUGUAGCAAAAUACAUCCUUCCUACUGUGGACCUGUCAUAUUAAGAUUCCGGCAGCUCAUUGCUGAAUAUGAACCAGAAGUGCAGGAAAUAUCACGGCUCUUCCGCUCCGUCCUGCAGGAAGCCGCUGAGAAGAUCAAAGAGGAGGAAGAGGCCAAGAAGCUUGCCAGGCAAUGGAACACAAAGAACAAAACCAGCCUCUCCUUAACAACGUUUAAAUCCCGGUCCAGGAUUUCCCCGUUCAUCAGUGACAUCAAGACCAUCUCUGAGGAUGUGGAACGGGGCACCCAGCCUACCAGGAGGGUUUGGAGCAUGCCAGAAUUUCGGAAUGCCAAGGAUUACUGACUCUAUACACAACAAGGUUUUUAGACAGUGAUCUUUUAAACUCCCAGUUAACCCUUUUUUAUCUCUGCCAUUUCUUCUUUGUUCCAGCUCUCUCUUCCUGUCUGCCUCUCUUGGAAGCUGUGUCCAUAGUAACUGCUGCUGACGCAUGCGGUCUGUGACACAAUUUAUUACCAAAAAUGCUAGCCUUUCCUUUAAUUUAGUAGGAUUCAGUAACCUUAAGGGCAAGGGUCACUAUCUCAUUUUUAUUAUUGCUUUCUUGUGGGAGAUGAAUUAGUUUUGUGAUGUGUCUCUUCCUCUCCUUCCCUCCUCCCCCCAGCCUGGAUAUAGUUAUCUAUAAAAGCUUUUGGCCCAAACUCGUGAGAGCUGCUGGCUACAGAAAUCUUGCUGAAAGCGAGGAGGCUGCUUGCAUGAGUAAGGCUUGCAGGAUCAGGCCUGUGAGUUAGAGCUGAACUUUCCUAAUAACCUUCCUUAGUGCUACAGGAGACUUUUCACAUGUAAAUGCAGCACUGCUUUUAAUCAGAUUUUUUUUUUUUUUGCUGACAAUUAUUUAGCAAUCAAACCUGAGUAGAAACAGACCCAAGCUUUCUGAGAUGGAGAACCAACAUUGCUCCACAGCAAGCAGUUUGUAUAUGCUCAGGUUUCUUGGGUAUUUUCUUCUUUGUGCAAACACCCCCUAAACCUGGCAUGUGCAGAGCAGAUGAUAGAAAUCUAACAACCUGCUGUGUAGAUAAACCAGCACAUACAUCAGCACUGUGUCAAGCACACUGCUUGGUCCUCUGUGUUAUUAAGUGCUCCACCCCAUGUCCCAGUAAUAACCCGGUGGGCUGAAAUUAAUAUUUAUCACCAAGCUCGAAAGAGUAGUGGAGUACAAGAUCACUGUACAGAGAAGAAGGGUGAAGGGAAUCAGCAUUCGCCUACAAGGCUCUUUGUGCGGGCCAAAGAAUUGAGGUCACUAACAAGCUGCUGCUCUGAGCAACUCAAGGGCUCUGGUGGAUGAAGGUCUGUUCUCUAAUCCUUCCCUCUUGAGUGCUCAGAAGGGAGCUUUUCUGUGUAUCAGAGGCUGUUGGCCAGUGAGCUGAUACUAUUACAGGAGAUGUAAUCUUUAACACAAACUGAGUAGUCUGUAGGCCAGCACAGUUCUAAAAUGCCACUUCAAGGAAACAGGAAAAUACCACUAAGGAGAAUCUAACUCAGCAUCCUUAGGGAGAACUCUCACCAGAAAAGGAAAGGGAAUGGCACUGUGAAAAUUGUGGUUCCUGUAGAGCAGCUAAGAGCUAGUAUGCUUUGUGGUGACCAGGAGGAGGUGGGGAAGGAAGAUCUCCCUGUAUGACUGGCUUUUGGAGAGUCAUCCCAGUGGAAUACAGCCUUCUGGAGGACCCCUAGCUUUGUUGUUCUUUUGCCUGUUUCUGACUCCUUUCCCUGGGGAUCUUUGCAGCAGCAUGUGGGUACUACAGCCAAGAUAAAACUCUUUGAGGCUGUGCCAACCCUGGGACGAAUUCCAGCACUUGAAAUCUAUCCUAGACCAUAAAUCUAGUUUCUUCCAGUGGUGGGAGAGGGUAUCAUAAAACAAAUCAAGAUUGAAUCCUUAGCACCUCUCUCAGACUGUGGGGUUCUGGCUCUUCCUCUUUCUCUUCUGGGCAAGCCAAGCCUGAACCUUUGGCCUUACCACUGGCACCAGGCUGGAGCUUCUAGUCCUUUGAUAAACACUGCUGCCAGCAGCCCUCCUACGGACAUCAAGCAGAGGCCAUUUUCAUCAAAAACUCAGGGCUUCCAAAUACAGCAUCCAGUUUGGGCUGGGCUACUUCAACUCCAGGUCAAUGAGAGUUUAAAGCCUUCUGACAAUCAGCUUGGUGUUUUUCAGCCAUGUGUCCUUGUGCAGUAAUAUGUGACUGUGUAGAUGAAGUAAAAACAAAAGUCUGUCGUAUUUAGUAUAGUCUUAGCUAUCUAGAAGCUGUGUGAUCUUAAGCAAGGGAUCACCACCAUUUGCAAAAAAAUGUUGUUUUAAAGAAAGUUAAGCAUCUUUUUAUUUAUUUGCAAGACACUGUAUGCUACUGAAGGCUGAGAUGGGGUCAUGAAUUUCACCCUGUGGCUCUCUAGUUAUUUUAUUUGCAUUUGCGUUCUAUUUCAACACCUUCAGUAUUGACUAUAUUGAUGCAAUAUCUGAUGGACUGCUGGGAGAAGAUGGUCGUUCUGAUACAGUGAUAUAAAGCUCUUUGUUACUGUACAGCAUCUCUAAUGUGCUCAUUCUUUCCUGAGGAGAAGCGAGAGCAAUUAACUUCCCUACACCAAUGUACAAGGCCAAGGAAAUCCACUGAAGGGUGAUGCUAUCAGAGCACCCUACAACCAUAGUGUGCGCUUCUUUAAUAACCUUCAGCUAACUGAUAGACACUGUUCUUGUUUUAUAGUCAGCAAGAGGAGACAAAUCUGACCUUUGGUCAAAGCCACAUACAGAAGCCAGGCUGCAGCAGUACCUGCUAUAGCAUUCAUGCCUUGACUUACCUAUUAUUUCUAUUUCCACAAUAAAACUCCAUCCAAACUUUCGAGCAGUAGCACACUGUCACUGUAUCUCCUCUGCAAGUUACACUUGGCUCACAGUAGCAUGUGAUCAUAAAAGAUACUCAGGUACCAAAGUAUAGGGAAUAUAUGCUUAUUACAUGCUAUCUGGUGCUUCUUUUACACCUGUCGGAGUACUGUGCUUGCCUGUAGCCAGCUACUUAGAGGCCGAUUGUGACCCUCUGCACUGCAUGUGCACCAGCAGGUACUGAAGCAGGGUAGAGGAGGUGGCUGGGAUGCACGACUACUGCAUUUUGCUUGUGGCACUCACUUUGCUUAGGAAUUCAGUAGCCAGAACCAUAACCGUUCCUUUGGCCAAAGCAUGCAGUGACAGGUAACAACCCAUGCUUCCCUUGGCCUAAUGCCACAUAGCGUGUGGCUAUAUUAACAUUCUGAUUUAGAUCAGGAGCAUGCAACUCCUGAUUGUCCCCACUUACUGAGCUGUGGUUCAUGGUACCAAGCAGGCUCAGACCAUGCAAACUGGAUUCCUUUUGGACAAGGCUAACCCAGAAGACUCACUGCAGCUGGCAUAUGGGCAAACAAACCAUGAUGCUGGACUAACACAGGUCUGAAACAUGUACAGUUUGAACAUCAGGUCCUCAGCAACAACUGUUCCUCUACAGCUCUGCUCCUCUUGGGCUGCACUACUUGCAAAUAUAAACAAACAUUCCUACACAGCCUGGAUGUGACUCUCCAUUCUACUAGGCUUAGCCCCUCCUGAGAGCUAGUCUAGCAUCCUAAUUCUUAAAGAAGAACAAAACAUCAAAUAGAAGCACAGCUCCACUAACAAAUGAAUGAACUGAACAAGACUCAUUCCAAAUCCUCAACCCUUCUUUCAUAAUUGAGCAAGGAUUUUGGUGUCAACCCAGUACACUGGCUGUUGCCCCAUCAAUGCUAGUGUUACAACACUGACCAAAGGACAUUCUGUUACCCCAGGGAAGAAGCAGCCCUUGACUUACUAUCCAUUCAAACAAGUAAGGACAACAUCGCUAUAGCCCCUCAGCUACACUGCUCAACUUCAAGGGGCUAAAAAUCCUCAGAGUUGCUACCUACCUGAGAAACACUACGCAGCCCUGCCUCCGCUGACAGGCCUGACCCACACAGGUCACGGUAGCCUGCAAAGAUGUGCAGGAGGCGAAGUUCCUCACCAGUAUCAGUAUAUAGUUGGGCAGCACCAUCAAGCCCUGGGGCACUAGAGUAAGCUUUGCAGGAAAUACCUGUCUGCUGUGAUUGCACUAUUUUUACAUUACAUCAUGAAACAUCAAAGAGAAUUAAAGCAAAGUUGUAAAAUAUAAACCAAAUUUUUGUAUUUGUUGUCCUUAAUUAAAGAUCUCUUGAAAUGUAA